GAUGAUGAUGAAGAAGAAGCAUGAUUUCCUAGCAGCAGUGAAUGCACCGCGGCCUGUCCAAUAGUUUGUCUCUAUUUUGCGGCGAAAGAAUUUUGAACCUAAAACCGCCUUUUGUUUUCGACAAGUAGCCUGCUACCUUCACCUGUCAACAUCAAGAAAACGUCCUUUUACAUGCAAUAUGGACGACGUAUUGCAAACAAGACUGGUUGAAAAUAGCCGUAACUACAGAAAUUCACUGGAACGAAUCAUAGACAAGUAUUCAAAGCUGCAAUACCAAGAUGGGGGGGUGGAGGUGGACCUCGACAGCACAAGAACCCAAACACUUGAACACUACAUGAACCUGUCAAAAGUAGAGCUGAACAAGCUGGAUUCAAAGAGCCUGACAGAUUUGAGAGAGGAGUCAAUAGGAGCCCAGGACAUUACAAGAGACUCUCAGUUGGACUUCACGCAUCAAGAUGGAGAAGCUGAGAAGACUUGUGUUUCCACUACCCAAUUGUCUGUGCAGGAUGAUUGGCUGGCUAGCAAUGACACGACUCACCAGACUGUAAGCUCCAUGGAUGAGAGUCGGAGAACCAUUUCUGAGACUGAGGUCCAGCCUGAGGAGCAAGACGAUGAUCUGGAGACGAGUCUGAGAAGUCAGGGCAGCUCUUUGGUGGAGCUCUACCCCAGCAUGAUCAGUCGAAUAGGGAGGGCCUGGCAUCGGCAGCACGUCUCUGAGGCAGCCGACUCGGUGCUGAGGAGGUACCGCAGAUGGCGACAGCAGUCAAACCGAAGCAAUCUCAGCAAAACCUUCGUUGUCACGCUGAGACACACCAACAGAAACCAAAAAAACAGGACCAGCCAGACGCCGCUCAAGGAGAACACCAACAGCCCCGCGAAAAGGCAGUUCGUGGGGACCCAAACUGCCCCUCAGUCUCCAUUGCAGAAUGUAACGAAUAUGCAGGAUUGGCAAGCACAGCAGCAGUCUCCUGGGAGGGUGAGAAGAGAGCAGCACAAGCCUAUUCUCGCCAUGGACCUCUCUGGUCCCGCCGAGUUCUUCACGUCAAACGAGAGCUCGCUGAACGAGACCUUCAUGCCAAAAGAGAGCUCGCUGAACGAGACCUUCACCGUGUGUGAAGUGUCCCGACUAGGAGAACAGCCCUCCAUUAACAAGUUCAGUCCUUCCCGGCCUUGCUAUCCUGCAGCAAAAGCAUCCUUGGACCCGUCUCUCGGGUCCAAAAGGCUUUCUUUCACUGCACACUCGCUGCAGACUGUUGGCUGUUCCACAUGUGCAUCGGAAGCCACCGCUGCGAGAGAGAGACCAGACAUCUACGGCUCCCCGGUCAGGCAAAGUCCCUCCCAAGCCAGGGUGACGACCAGCCUCAGUAGUUCACCUCACGCCUUUUCCAGAAGCCCCAAAGCGCAUUCUGUGGAAAGCUUUUCCAGAGAGCCUACGAGGCCCAGGUUAAUGUCCACCCCUCCACAAAAGCCAACUAUGCCACAGAGGAUGCUUCAUCCUCAAGACCCCCAUCACUCCCUCCACCCACAGCUGCGUUCACCUCAGGUGGCCAUGGGAACAAAAGGCCGCGACAGGCUCCGGCGGCACCUUUCUUUCGACUCCUCCCUGCCAUCCAUCCGCAUCUCUUGCUCCCCGAAGAAGCUCGACGAGGACUUCCUCAAGCUCUACCACAAGUUUGUCUGCCAGAACAAAUCAUCCGUCUUCAACAGGCUUCCCUGCCGCCUCUGUGCCCAAAGCUCCGAGGCCGGCAGAAGCCCCUCUUCCUCAGCUCUGGCAGCUCUCGCCUUGUCACCCCACCGCUCCCUCCUGAGGAAACGCCACAGGGAGUUGGACUGGGACAGCCACCCCCAGUCCAAACGCCUCAGGGAUGAGUACUGCCCAUCCUCCCCGGGGUCCUACCGCCAUGGGAAAGAGAUGCUGAGGCGCCGUCUCUCUCAGUCUGAGUACGAGCAGUCUCAUUACGGCCUCUCCUACAGCUCCACUAAACCCAGCAUGUCUCAAAGAUUCAGCCCCCAGAAGCGCUCAGCAGAUACACAUCAGGAAACCUGGAUGAGUCGGCACCGCCACGUGUCUGCAGCCAAUUUUUCUGGCAUGGGAAGUUCACUUGAGAACAGAAUGGCCCAUGGCUUCUCCCCCAGAAAAUGGUGAGCAGGGAUUACACCAGCCUGCCCACAGAUGAAGGAAAACUCAUUUUGUCGUAAAUGUCAGUAUGAAAGUAUUUCUGAAAGCUUCGGAUACAAAUAUUGGUGAAAAUCACGUGAUAACCAACUGAAAGCAUUUGGUAGUGUGAGCUCAGUAAAUUGUAUCACUGAACUGCUGCAUGUUACAUUUUUAGUAGUCAUUAUAUAUCAAUUUUGUUUUCUAUCCAAGUUUGUGUUCCUGUUUGGAUGUUUUUAAUUUUUUUAAUUUAAUUUUUACGAGUACUGUCAAACCAUCUAUUUGUCUAAUCUUAACUUUUUCCUGUGUGCUGUGGUACAUCAUUACCUCAGUUAAUACAGCCUCAUGGUUAUUUCUUGUUAUCUGUUUUAUUAUUGAAAUAAAAUUGCGAAUGUCAAAACAGUUUCUGGAGAAAAAAAAGACCAAUUACUUGUCAUUGUAGUUAUUCUGUUUAUUAUAGUUAAUCUGUUUCAUUUAUUUUUCCAUUAUAUUUCAUGCAAGGUUUAAAGUUAGAAAAACAAAAUAUGCAACAGUCAGACCCAAAACAAAAGAGCAUAAUGUUUCAUUUAAGGUAAAGGUAGAAAAGUAAACGUGAUAAGGAAAAUAAAGACAAUUUAACAUUU
This is a messenger RNA of Sander lucioperca (pikeperch), 2778 nucleotides long. RefSeq lists its product as uncharacterized. The coding region runs from base 179 to 2146 and encodes 655 amino acids. NCBI's taxonomy places the organism in Eukaryota, Metazoa, Chordata, Actinopteri, Perciformes, Percidae. The record is from RefSeq and is a predicted model, not a curated record. The transcript is spliced from 9 exons.